UGUGUGCGACUGGCUGGGUGUGGCGGACGGGCCACAGAUCAACACAGCACGAGUUAGUCUGGUUGGCGGCUCUGUCCACAGCGGAGCUCCACCUCUCUGGCCACUGUUACCUACCUGCAGCCUUCCCCUCCCCCCACCUAACGCCCCUAUCCCCCCACAACCACCACCCACCGCCCUCACCACGCCCACCCGCCACCUCCUCACGCCCAUAUUUACUCCUCCACGCCCGCAAGGACCACUACUCUUCCUCGGAACGUCAAGGAGUUCAUCGGGCUAUCACUCCAAGAGAUUUCGGCGUUCCAGUGACUACUGGCAGAUAAAGUUUCCCAGAUGCACCAUGGUUACUCUUCCUGUGAUCUACAUUAUCCCGUAAAAAACUGUGUGAAACAAAGCAAGAUAUAUUAUCCUUCAAAGAAUUUGUUUUAUGUACAUAGGAGGAGUUGCAAGUGAUGUUGUGUUUGUGGUUCGUGUGAGGAAUCGUGAGAUAAAGCUGGCAGUGUCUUCCUGCUGGAAGAUUUCCAUCGUAUGUUUACCUCCCUAGUGGCGGGUAUAAUGUUUACUUCGACGGUUCAGAGAGGACAAAUAUGUGCUUAAAUUGUAGUUAACUAAGGUCGCCUCACACCAGUGUCGACGGCUUUCUCAUCAACCUCACAGCCUGGAAUAGACGUCUCUUCCUCAUCAACCUCACAGCCUGGAAUAGACGGCUUUCUCAUCAACCUUACAGCCUAGAAUAGACAUUUUUCUCAUCAACCUUACAGUCUGGAGUAGACGGUACUUUGAAGAUUACUCAGGAAAACACAUACGACCUCCAUACGCCCAGGUAGUGCUACAGUAAAUGUGCACCCUAUACCUCAAGAGUGCCCCUCUGGCCUUGGCACCAACAGCAACAGUGCCAGGACAUGCGAUGCGAAACAUCGCAGAGCAAGGAAGUGGAAGAGCCGUGCUUUGAGACCUACGUCUCGCUCAGGACUACGAAGAGCUUGAAGUGCCUUAGCCUGCCUAAAAGAACAACACCCUGCCAUAUUAAAAAAGAGUGCUGAAGAGGAACCAGGCAGUUUGGGGUCCCUAAUUUUCCCCUGUGCCACCAGGAUUAUCCAUGUGUCUGCCACUCCGGCCCAGACGAGGCACUCAGCAGGACCAGUCCUACACCAAUGCCGUCGCUACGGCAGCGAGGACCUCCAGCCAAUUCACUUGAGGCAGCGUUUGUCCCCACAGUGGGUGCCUGAUGUUGGUGCCGCGGGCCACCCCAGUCUGUGCCAUGCCUGCUGCCUCGCCCUCACGCCCCGGCCCGCCAGCCCCACGCCCAUUCACCCCAGCCCCCGCCUACGCCCACUACCACAUGGCGGCCAUCCACUCAUCGCAGGUGGGCAGCGGGUACAGCCGUUCAUCAGUGCCCGGGCCACGCUACAUGGGUGUACCACCCGGAACUCAUCUAGCUGCGGCUCUAACCCAGCCCUCACCCCCAGGGAUGCCCCGGUCCCGCUCCCCUCACCCGUCCCUUGUGCAAUAUGAGGGCUCAGGGCACUCCCCCAGGGUCAUGCCGCCCACCUUCAGGCCCUUCGGGAUCCACGGGUCUCUCAGCUCGCCUAAACAAGCGUCGGUAUGCCCCGAGGCUCGCACUUCUUACCCUGUGCCAGACCUUCCCGAAACCCACCCGAUGCCCUGGCCCUCUGAUGCCCCUCUUCCCGCCUCUGACAUGCCCUUUGAUCUCUCGACACACAAUCGAGAGCCUCGCAUGUCCCCUGCGUCUCGCCCUCUCGAUCUCUCCGAGUGCGAACAACCUCUUGACCUUCGUGUUAAGAAGCGACACCCGGUUGAAGACGAGAAUAUGAACAUCGUGGAGCGCCACACCCCGCCUUCCAUUCCUCGGAGAGCACCUUCUCCGAAAUAUGUCUCGCCCCGAAGAGUACCUUCACCGAAAUAUGUCUCGCCCCGAAGAGUGCCUUCCCCGAAGUAUGUGUCUCCCUUGCACGACUUCAGGUCGCAGCACGUGCAUGAUCUUGCCUCGUCUUCGGUGGAGGGUGAGCACCAGGUCAAGAAUACCACGUUACAGCUAGUGCCGGUGACAAGUGUGGUGACUUCCCGAAACCCACCGACGGUGGUGUAUCCUCAGGCGGUGCAUCAGAGACUGCACCAGCCGGUGCCAGUCUACUCUAGUGCCUGCCGACCCCUACCUCCUGCCGGAACCGUCCGGCCUCCUUACCCAGUCAUGGGUAUCCCUCACAACGCUUACCACAUAGGCCCCUCCCAAGGCCCCCCACAGCUGGUGCCUGGAUACAGAGUGCCCCCUCCUGGACCACAGGGCCACCCGGCUCUCUACCAGGUCGUUAGUGACAGGAUGCCAAAAUGUGUAUCCGCGCAUUCUGAAGCUCACGGUGUUUCGUCUGUGUUGCCUAGUAUGUCGGCAGUGAAGCCCCGGGAGCGGUACUCUUGUAAGUUCUGCGGCAAAGUGUUCCCGCGGUCGGCUAACCUGACGCGGCACCUGCGGACUCACACUGGAGAGCAGCCUUACAAGUGCAAGUUCUGCGAGCGUUCCUUCAGUAUCUCGUCCAAUCUUCAGCGUCACGUGAGAAAUAUCCACAACAAGGAGAAGCCAUACAAGUGUCGCCUGUGUGAGCGAGCCUUCGGUCAGCAGACCAACCUCGACCGUCACAUGAAGAAGCACGAGUCUGACGGACCCACCAUCCUGGACGGUAGCCCUAAGAUGUACACUGCGCGACCCCGGGAAGAGGACGCGCCUGCUGUGCCAGCAGGCAAGGACCCCGUGGAGCUCAAUGGCACCACAGAGAGCAGGAGUGACCUCCAAGCUCCCGAAGACGAUGAUGACGAGGACGAAUAUAUUGACGUGGAGGAGGAAGAUGAAGAAGAAGAGGAGGAGGAGCUGGGAGAUAAGGAUAGAGAAAAGAUUUCGUGUGAAGUAACAAUCAAGUCAUCAUCGAGUAUAUCGCCGAUGGAAGUGGAUGCGGCCGAGGGAGUGGUGUCGCAACCCGUAGCAGUAAUAUCGGCGUGAAGCCACAAAGCAUUACUGGUGUCAUGCUCCACUAUUCUAGUGAAGAAGAACACACAGUAGAUAACCUGCAGCGCCUAGUUAGCAGCCAAUACGGUGACGAAACUGCUCCAAGACUUUACUGUAACUAAUAUGUGUGUAUGUUCAGGUUCACCAGUGGAAAGAAAAAUUUUAUGUGCGAACUCGAGCAUUUGUGGUGUGUUUGUCCAUCCCGGAGUGCGGGAAGGGCCGUCGUGGGUAUACUAGUUCAUCGCUCUCCCUUUUGACUGCAGGGAGAGACCCUUCAACUUGCCGUCAUCUCCAGGAAGAGCCCCUUCAACGUGCCCUCACCACCUGGAAGUCCUCAACGUGCCCUGCUCGUCAGGGAGAAGGGCUAGUGUAUGGAGUUACAGUCCAGUUCUGCUUCCUCGCUAUUCUACACCAAUCUCAAAAUUCAUCAGCAUCCUCCGAAUCACGAAAAAAUAUCAGACUAAACAUCCUAAAAGUCAUCGACGCCAAAAACUAGAAGUGACUGUAAGCAAAGAUGGGUAUUGUAAUAUAUCAAAUAUUAUAACGUGCUUAUUAUAAUACAUAGAAAAUGAUUAUAUGUAUACAUGUAUUAGUCAAAAUAGCAGAGUUAGGGAUGGGACUGCGACGUCCUGAAACCACCACAGAAAACAUAUCGUCAUCAUCAAGGGUAAACUAAGGAAAAAAUUGCCCCAACCCUAUAAACAUUUGUGCCUAAGGUCUAAUGAACCUUUUUUUUUAUUCUACGUCUAAUUCUCUCAUGUACAAACCUACGCGGACUUCUGUGUAUGGGUAAUGAAGUGCAACAUGCGUUAUAGUCCUGCCAUUUUGAAAGAAGAAUUAAAUAUACGUCAUAUUUUCUUAAGAGAUUUAUAUAAUUCCGCAAGUGUGCUGAGAGAGAGUAAAUUUUAUGAUGAAAUUAUGUUAUUGUAAGUAGGCCACUGUAGUACAAGUAGAGUAAGUGUAUCACCGUAGUUGUAAACCAUCGAGCGGUCGUGAAUCUUCAGUAAGGCUGAGGGUACCUGUCUAGUGGUUCAGUUUAUGUCAUACACUAAACAAGCCGUUGUAGUCGAGUUUUCUCCAUGACAAACGUAUAGAUAUAGUUUUUAGUUUCCUUUGUGAAGCGUCUUGUGUUAACUUUAAACCCUGUCGUGUGUGUGUGUGUGUGUGUGUGUGUGUGUGUGUGUGUGUGUGUGUGUGUGUACUCAUCUAAUUCACCUAAUUAUGGUUGCAGGGGUCGAGAUUCAGCUCCCGGCCCCGCCUCUUCACUGAACGCUACUGAGUCCUCUCUCUCCCUGCUCCAUGAGCUUUAUCAUACCUCGUCUUAAAGCUAUGUAUGGUUCCUGCCUCCACUACAUCACUCGCCAGACUGUACCACUUCCUGACCACUCUAUGACUGAAGAAAUACUUCCUAACAUCCCUGUGACUCAUCUGAGUCUUCAACUUCCAAGAGUGACCCCUUGUUUCUAUGUCCCAUCUCUGGAACAUUUUGUCUCUGUCCACCUUGUCUAUUCCACGCAGUAUUUUGUAUGUCGUUAUCAUGUCUCCCCUAACCCUCCUGUCCUGUGUGGAUGGAGGAAUCAAAUCACAGUUUCUGGUUCUUCCUCUUCGCUGGUCGCUUUUAGGUCCACUCUCUUCCGACUACUUCGUCGUACCUUUUUCUAAAGCCAUGUAUGGAUCCUACCUCUGCCACUUUACUCUCCAAAUUAUUCCACUUCCUCACAUCUUUAAGACUGAGGAAAUACUUCCUAACAUCCCUCUGAUUCAUAUGAGUGUGUGUGUGUGCGCAUAUGUGCGUGCACUCACCUACUUGUACUCACAUAUUUGUGGUUGCAAGGGUCGAAGCUUAGCUCCUGGCCCGCCUCUUCGCUAGUCGCCACUAGGUCCACUCUCUCACUGCUCCAAGAGCCCUAUCAUGUGUGUCUAUGUGUAUUUGUAUGUGUGUUUGUGUGUGUGUGUGUGUGUGUGUGUGUGUGUGUGUGUGUGUGUGUGUGUGUGUGUGUGUGCAUGUGUGUGUGUGUGUGUACUCACCUAGUUGAGGGUGCAGGGGUCGAGUGUGUGUGUGUGUGUGUGUGUAUGUGUGUGUGUGUGUGUGUGUGUGUGUGUGUGUGUGUGUGUGUGUAUGUAUGUGUGUGUGUGUGUGUGUGUGUGUACUAUCCACCGAACCAUCCAGACAUGAGACAGCUUAACCCGACCAAACACGGUGUCUAGUACCAAGCUUACGAGACCACGACCUCACAACUCUAACAACAAACUAGAUUUCUUCUUCUCACACAACUCAAAUAUUUCCUCUUCUCAUGCCUUUACACAAGAUUUUUUUUUUUCAUUUAGGACAAUGUACUUUAUACGUAAAUAUACAAGUAUAUCUGAAGAAUAUAUCUAGUACAAUAUUCUAUUUUGUUAUUUAUUAAAACUAAA
Molecule: messenger RNA, 5431 nt
Organism: Cherax quadricarinatus
Lineage: Eukaryota; Metazoa; Arthropoda; Malacostraca; Decapoda; Parastacidae
Product: histone-lysine N-methyltransferase PRDM16-like
Source: RefSeq, a predicted model, not a curated record